Molecule: messenger RNA, 948 nt
Organism: Schistosoma spindalis
Lineage: Eukaryota; Metazoa; Platyhelminthes; Trematoda; Strigeidida; Schistosomatidae
Source: the annotation of a GenBank genome assembly
AUGGAGGAAGAAGGAGAACUAAACAAAGAACCAUUAGACAACUCUUUGGCGUCAUCCUGUCAAAAUGAUAUUACAGAAUCCCUUAUGACUCAGCCGAUUCCUAUCAACAUUCGGAUUGCUCAAGAUAUACAGGAGUUUUUAUGCAAAGGUUCUAAAUCUUUUAAGUGUUCUCUGUGUACUCGAACAUUCAGGCGUCGUGAUAAAAUCAAAAGACAUUUGAUUGAAUGUCAUUACGGGAUAAAAGACUAUGAAUGUUCGUUGUGUUUUAAAAAAUUUGCUCGUAAUGAACAUUACAACCGACAUAUGAAUGAUGUUCAUACUCUCACCAAAGGUUAUCACUGCCGUUUGUGUAAUCGAAGAUUUAAACGAAAUUCAGAGUUUUGUCAUCAUUUAAAAACUGCUCAUCAUGAACAAUCUGGAUUGUUUGCAUCCGGUUCAGUUUUAUUAUUUAAUCAAUCCGAAGAUACAAUGAAUAACAAUAAUGAUCAUUCAACUAGUAAUCAUCUUCCAAAUAAUUAUGAACAGCAACAGUCAUUACAAAUUGAUCAAGUGGACUCUAACUCAAUCGAUGUUGCUGGACCAGGUUUAUAUGUUGAAGUAGAGUUUAACGCGGGUAAAAACGAAGACGGAGAAAAUCCUAAACCUUUUGAAUGCACAUUGUGCGGGAAAUCAUUUAACCGACAGGAUAAGUUAAGACGACAUUAUCAGGAAGCUCAUGAUGGUGUUAGAGAAGAGCAUCAAUGUCCCUCAUGUGAAAAAAGAUUUCAUCGCAAAUAUCAUUUAAAUCGCCAUAUUGCUGAGGUUCAUCGAGCUGGGAAGCCAUUUUUAUGUCCAUACUGUCGUCGUGAAUUCGCAAGGGAAUGGUCUUAUCACCAACAUCUACAAAAAUAUCAUGAUGAUUGUGUGAAUUCUGCACCAGUAACGUAUAUAGAAAAUCUCGAGGGAUAA